Molecule: messenger RNA, 4219 nt
Organism: Brassica rapa (field mustard)
Lineage: Eukaryota; Viridiplantae; Streptophyta; Magnoliopsida; Brassicales; Brassicaceae
Product: AAA-ATPase At5g17760
Molecular function (GO): ATP binding; ATP hydrolysis activity
Source: RefSeq, a predicted model, not a curated record
AGUUUAUUUCCCGCCGUAAAGAUUAAAGAUGUUAUUUGCCUAAUAACGACGUAAAAGUUGCUUUAGUAUUUCAUAUUGGGUUUAAUAAUGCUUUGUUAUUGGCGAUUAAAAGAAAAAAAAAAUGUUUUGGUAUGGAGAGCUUGCGUGGUUUCUAUAACUUUUAAGCAUUUGUUUUAUUCAAAAUUAGGCCACGGUCCAAAGAAAGAACGAUGAAUCCAUGAUUCAUAGUACACUUAACUUUUCUUUUCUUGGUUAUGAAUCAAAUGCUACAAUGAUCUUCUGUCACGCACCUCAUUCUCUAAAUUUUUAUUUACUAGUAGAAUUACAACACGCAACUCUCCCAUCACAUGGUGACAAUAUAGUGAAUCUUUUUGAUUUUUGGUAUUUUAUGGUCAAUCAUCAAAUAUCAUGAUCAUAUACUGCAUAUGCUAAAGUUCAAAGGUUUAGAUUCCGACCAUUAAUAGUGACUGUAUAAUCCAAACUUGUACGCACAUACUAAAGCCUUCAAUGUUGUUGUCUAAAACAAAAGUGUAUUGUUCUUGUAGACUAUAAAUGACUCAGAAGAAAAAAAAAACAAAUUAGGUUAUGUUGGUAAUCAUCGAGUCUCAGAAAAUCAAGUUUAUAAAUAGUCUUUUUUUUUUUUUUUGUAACAGGCUUUCAUAUUAAAAUUCAAAAGUAAUAUAAGUAUGAGAUUUUCACUCAUAAGUUUGAUAAAAUAUGCAACAACAAAAAGGGAAACAUAUCCCUAACAGACGAUUCAAAAUUGAAUCGUAAAGAGCAAGUUAAAGAACAUGAUAACAUUAGUGAUAGUUGUUCCCUCGACCGCGACGAUCUCGUUUACCCCUUUCUCUAACGGUUUUUCAUUCCAUAUCUUGAACUUUUUGAGUCGGUUUUAUUGGUCUUCCUCCUCUAGUUGUGCUAUAACCGGAUGUUUCUCCAACCAAUAACAUACCUUCCUCAUUUCUGUUUUGAGAGUGAGGUGAGUCUUGUUUAAAACUGUGCGUGUGUAUUUUACGAGUCAUCUUCCACCUCAACAAACUAAGCAAAGCUCAAAAAUGUAUAGCCGCCCGCAUAAAUUAUUCAGCGUAAAGUUAGUUGCAUCAUCAUUGCCUUUUUUUUUUGCCAUCAACUAAUAACGUUUCCAACAUAAUUAAAUACUAUCGUUCAUAACUAGAACUUUUAUCCAUGUGAAAACGUCACUUACCUAAUUGUUAAUUAAUGGGAAUAUUUCUAUACCAUGUAUCAAUCAUAUUCGUUUCCCAUGUCGAUCUAUAGAUUUAAAUUAUAAACUUUUAGCCUGCCGACUGCCGCCAUCUUGUAUGAUACAUGCCGAUUACAGAGUCGGCUUGUUCUUUUUCAAAACUUUUUUUUGUUGAAUUAUAUAAUGUUUUAGUAUUUGGCAGUGUUGAUAAAGAACCUCCAUUGAUCAUAUUAAUAUAUACACAUUUACCUUCUAGUUUAUUUCCUGCCGUAAAGAUUAAAGAUGUUAUUUGACUAAUAACGUUUUGGUAUGGAGAGCUUGCGUGGUUUCAAUAACUUUUAAGCAUUUGUUUUAUUCAAAAUUAGGCCACGGUCCAAAGAAAGAAUGAUGAAUCCAUGAUUCAUAGUACGCUUAACUUUUCUUUUCUUGGUUAUGAAUCAAAUGCUACAAUGAUCUUCUGUCACGUAAUUAUUUUUCUCUGUAAAUAUCCUAUAUUUAUUUUUAUUUUGUAGGUAAUAUAUAUAUGUUAUUCAUUAAAAAUAUGAACAAUAUUAACCAUUCUAAUUUUUAAUAUUUUUUUUAUUUUGUAAGUAAUUUAUAUAUUUUAUUUAUUAAGUGUAUAAACGAUAUUAAUCAUUCUAAUUUUUUAACGUAAAAAGUCGGAUUGGAAAAAUCACAUUAAUAUAGAUAUUGUUCAACUAUGUACGUAGUUUGGCUUUGUCUUAACUAUUUAAGUUCUUAUAUUAUUGUAAAAAUGUUGAAUAACCUUAAGAAAAAAAAUCGUUUUGAAUCACUAUCUGAAUAGAAUUAAAUUCGACUUCAAAUCUUGGCCAAAAAAUACAAAACUACAAAAUUCCCUCCUUUCCAUUAAUAUUGCUCGAGUCUUCAUUGGUCAAGCAAUAGAUAUUUAAAUAAUACGAUGAAUACGAGUAAAAUGGAAAAAAAAAUGGACAUGCUAGCUGCCAAAACAAAUGGACAUGCUCUUCGUGGAAAGGGACGUGGAAACUUUACAAGAGUUUAUUUUAUCGUCUCUCUACUUUACGUGAAUAUGAGUUAAAAAUGGAAAAUAAAUGGACAUGCCCUUCGUGGAAAGGGACGUGGAAAAUUUCCAAGUGUUUUAUUUUGUCCUCUCCCGACUUUAUCUUAUUUCACUUUUUGUCAUUCUCAAAUUUUCUAAUAAUCACACACGCAUUCAUUGAAUAAAGACAAUGAUAUAUUAAGUGUUUAGUGAAACCUUCUUCCUUAAGCUUCUCUUCUUUUUUAUAUAUCUCUUUCACAUCUCAUUUUCACUCUCUUUAUCUUCAAGAAACACAAAACAGACAGAAAAAAAGAGUGAAAAUGUUUUUCUCCAAGGAUCUUCCAUCACCUACAUCGUUUUUCACAGCUUACGCAUCAAUGGCUGGUUACAUGAUGAUGAUACGAUCAAUGACUCACCAGCUGAUCCCAGGCCCUGUCCAAGAUUUCAUUUACUCUUCUCUACACUCUCUUCUCUUCCGUUCUACUUCCACAACUCUCACUCUAACCAUCGACGACGACAACAUGGGCAUGCACAACGAGAUCUACCAAGCCGCGCAGACUUAUCUCUCGACCAAGAUCAGUCCAGAAGAAGCCAGGCUCAGAAUCAGCAAAGGCCAUAGAGACAAACAUGUCAACUUGUACCUCAGCGACGGAGAAGCCGUCAACGAUGUGUACCAAAACGUGGAGCUAAAAUGGAGGUUUGUCACAGACCGAGGAGACAAGAAAGGCGAUGACGACGGUAGAAGCGAGUACUUCGAGUUGAGUUUCGACAAGAAACACAAAGACUUGAUCUUAAACUCUUAUAUUCCUCACGUGGAGAGCAAAGCUAAAGAGAUUAGAGACGAGAGGAGAAUCUUGAUGCUGCAUUCUCUCAACAGUCUCCGAUGGGAAUCAGUUAUAUUAGAGCAUCCUUCGACUUUCAAAACAAUAGCCAUGGAAAAUGAGCUCAAGCGUGACGUCAUGGAGGAUCUUGACCGGUUCAUUAGAAGGAAAGAUUAUUACAAGAAAGUAGGGAAAGCUUGGAAGAGGGGUUACCUGUUGUACGGACCACCGGGAACUGGGAAGUCUAGUCUGGUUGCGGCUAUGGCUAAUUACCUCAAGUUUGAUGUCUAUGAUCUUCAGCUGGCGAGUGUGAUGCGUGACUCUGAUCUAAGGAGGCUAUUACUCGCGACACGUAACCGGUCGAUUCUUGUGAUUGAAGAUAUCGAUUGUGCGGUCGAUUUUCCCAACAGGUUGGAACAACAACAGCCUGGUGAAGGCAAGAACUGUGGCGACUCUCAGGCACCUUUGACGUUAUCGGGGCUGCUGAAUUUCAUAGACGGGUUAUGGUCAAGCUGUGGAGACGAGCGCAUUAUAAUAUUCACAACGAACCAUAAAGAUAGGCUUGACCCGGCAUUGCUACGUCCAGGUCGUAUGGACAUGCACAUAUACAUGGGACAUUGUACUUUUCAAGGUUUCAAGACCUUAGCCUCUAACUACUUAGGCUUAAACGACACCACAAUGCCACACCGUCUUCACCCGGAGAUCGAGCGAUUGAUGGACGGGGAAGUGAUUACACCAGCACAAGUGGCAGAGGAGCUGAUGAAAAGCGAGGAUGCUGAUGUGGCGCUUGAGGGUUUGGUGAAUGUUUUAGAGAAGAUGAGGUUUAAAGCUAAUGAACUGAGUCCGGUUUUGAAGAAGAAAGAGAGUAGAUUGGAGAGGGAUGAGAUGAGAGCAAGGCCUGAUACUGAAGGGUCUCCUAGGAAGAACAGCAAAAGAAUCAAGAAGCUUGUUCUGUUUUGGACCUAAGACGUGCGCAACAAACUUCUACGGUCCAGUAUUAGUUCACAUAAUUAAGAUAAUGAGAAAAAAUAGACCGAAAGCCUUUACUAUGAUUUUAGUAGAAAAAAGUAAGUAAAUCUGUUUGUCUAUUGAAUUUGGAUGGACAAAGUUCAAUUGUGUAGAAAGAAAUUUGAUCAAAUAGAGUAAAUGAAAGCACUAAUGGGAGCAAUAAUUAUUAUC